Messenger RNA from Pungitius pungitius (ninespine stickleback), 1081 nucleotides. RefSeq lists its product as uncharacterized. Bases 74 to 850 code for a protein of 258 amino acids. The transcript has 3 exons. Lineage: Eukaryota; Metazoa; Chordata; Actinopteri; Perciformes; Gasterosteidae. The record is from RefSeq and is a predicted model, not a curated record.
CACCUGAAGAAGAAGAAGAAGAAGACUCACCUCUCUCUACCAGACAGGAACAAACCAACAGCAGAGAUUAGUGAUGGCGAGGCUGUGGCUGAUGGCGGCUCUGCUGCUCUUAUCUGCGUCUGCUGGGAGUUCUGUGGAGAAUCCUGUGAACUGUGAGGUGGACCCGAAGGAGCUCGCCAAACUAAUAAAAGGCCUCAUGGAUAACUAUAAAGUAGAUGGUAUGCUCAGCCUGGCAGUAAGCAUCCCCAAUGAGGACCCAUACAACUUGGAUCAAGUCAUCAACGAAAAAAACCCAAACGACGUGAAGGAAAUGCUUUUAAAUGGUGAAGUGUACAAAGGCCAAAGACUUGUUGCCGCAAUAGUGGAACCAGAGAAACAAGGUGAAAAGCGUGAACAUGCCGAGUAUCGAGUUCUGAACAAAUUAAAACUACAGAGCCAACCAGGCGACCUGCUGAUCAUCUACUCGUAUGCUUCCCCUUGUCCCAGAAGAUGCACCAACCUAAGUAACCAUUACAACAUCAUCACAAAGAUCAACUCGGUCGUCAACAGUCAAACAUGGGGGGAAACCGUCUUUGUGUUUGAAAAGGUAUUCAAGCCUAAAAAUGCAACGGUUGAGGAACAUGAACUGAUUCAAGCUCUUAACAAUCUUGGAAAAUCUAAAAUCCCUCUCAAGAACAUAUUUCGCUGUGACAAAAUAGAGGGAAGUUUUAAGUGCACAAGUUGUUCCAAUCCUGAUACCACCGGCAAAUCAGUCACCCCCUUCUGUUACACCAACAAACCAGGAAAAGACAACAAAAGUCUGGGCGGUUCUACUAAUGUUGAUGAUGAUGGAUGGAAGACAGAGAAAUAACUGCUAAUGAGGGGUGUCCUCCUCACAAAGGUUCUCCCAGCUGCGUCAUGGAGGCCUCUAGUAACCAACUUUAAUGCUUUGUGAGACACACACAGGGGGGUUUAAUGUGGUUUAAAUGAAAGAUAAAAAGUAAGUGUGAUGUAAAUGAACCUCAGUGUUUCCUCAUGUCACUCCCUCCCUCAAGUGUUGUUCAAUCCUCUGCUCUUCUGCUCUUUCUGAUUAAAGCUCGGC